Eptesicus fuscus (big brown bat) is the source of this 2868-nucleotide messenger RNA. It is a transcript of the gene PROM1, whose product is annotated as prominin 1. Gene Ontology annotation, molecular function: cholesterol binding. Bases 33 to 2552 code for a protein of 839 amino acids. Gene Ontology annotation, cellular component: microvillus; apical plasma membrane; prominosome. The record is from RefSeq and is a predicted model, not a curated record. The transcript is spliced from 24 exons. Lineage: Eukaryota; Metazoa; Chordata; Mammalia; Chiroptera; Vespertilionidae.
UUCUACCUCAUGCGUGGAGCAUCUGGCUAGCCAUGACCCUGACACUCGGCGUCCUGCUGCUGCUGGGGCUCUGCCGGAGUACCAUUUCAGAGGAGUCCUUGUCCUCCCCAGGCGGUUACGAUGAUGGUCUGACGUUUCUAUUGCCCACGUCGAACUAUGAGACCAAAGACUUUUCCUCAUCUGGGUCCAUCAACGAUCUCUUUAAAAUGGUGCGCAUCUUCCUCCACGUGGUGCAGCCCUCCGCUUUCCCAAAGGAUAUUAUAAGAAAAAUAAUACAAAAGAAGUUUGAUCUGUCAAUGGAUUAUGGGAAGGUCGUCCAGUAUGAGCUCGGGAUUCUUCUCCUUGCCCUCCUGGGACUGCUCUUUGUCAUCCUCAUGCCGCUGGCGGGGCUGUGCUUCGGUCUGUGCCGCUGCUGCAACAGGUGCGGCGGAGAAAUGCACCAGCGACAGAGGGCGAACGAGCCCUUCCUGAGGAAGUACUACGCCCUCGCCCUCCUGGUCCUCUGUGUGCUUAUGAGCAUUGGUAUCAUCUAUGGUUUUGCGGCAAACCACUACCUCAGGACUCACAUCAGAGAGGCCAAUAAACUGGCCGACAGCAAUUUCAGAGACCUGAGGACUCUCCUGAAUGAGACUGGACCGCAAUUGAACUACGUGCUGGCCCAGUACACCACCACGAAGAAAAGGGCCUUCUCAGAUCUGGACAAUAUUAAGAUGUUGCUAGGAGGCGACAUUCAGGAUCACCUAAUACCUCAGGGGUUCAUCGUUCUUGAUGACGUCAAGCACAUGGCAAAAGAGAUCAAAGAGACCAGUGAACUCCUGAUGAUCGUGAACAAAGAGUUAUGGGAGUUGACGAAAUUGUUGGAAGAGGUCUACAAAAGCCUGCAGGACGUGAAAGGCGACCUGGAACGGUCCCUCAAGGACCCCGUGUGCAACCAAUCCUCUGAGAGUGCCAAGUGCAAUUUCGUCAGAAUGUCUCUGGGCCAGCUGGACAACAACAUCAACCUGCGCCAGCUCCAAAUUUUGGAUAAAGAAGUUGAUCGCGUUAAAGCUGUUCUUCAGACAAAUCUAUCCAGCCUGGUCCAAAUGGGCUAUAACUCCAUUGCUGACAUACCUGACAAAGUGGGAAACCAAACCAAGGACAUAGUAGCAGCUGUCAGAAGGAUCUUGAAUGACAUUGGUUUAAAUAUCAAAACGAUAAAACAAAAGGUUCCCAUUCAGGAAAAGCUGUCAGUUUUCUUGGAUCGCAUCGAUAACCUUGAAAGUAACAUCUACCGCGAGUUACCUAGGGUGGAAAAAUAUGAGUCAUACAGGUGGCUGAGUUUCUUGAUUAUCUGCUGUUUGCUGACUCUCAUCAUGAUUUUUUAUUACCUGGGCUUGUUGUGUGGCGUGUUUGGCUAUAACCCAAAUGCCACCCCAACCACACGAGGCUCCGUCUCAAACACUGGAGGCAUCUUCCUCAUGGCCGGGGUUGGAGUUAGUUUCCUCUUUUGUUGGAUAUUGAUGCUCUUUGUGGUUCUUACUUUUAUCCUUGGUGCAAAUAUGGAAAAAUUGGUCUGUGAACCUUACCAAAACAAGGAGUUAUUCAAGAUCAUUGACACACCGUAUUUACUAAAUGAGAAUUGGAAAUACUAUCUCUCUGGCAUGGUACUUAACAAACCGGAUAUUAAUCUCACUUUUGAACAAGUUUACAGUGACUGCAAAGACAACAAAGGCUUCUACACCGCCCUGCAGCUGGAGAACAUCUACAAUGUCAGUGAGCAUCUCACCGUCGAGGAGCACAUCAAACACAUGAACGCUGAAUUUAAAAAGAUGCAGCUGGACAUUGACGCUGUCCUGCUCAGUAAAGAAGGAAGAAAAAACCUUCUGGAUUUCAGUGUCUCAGGAGUGGAGCAAAUCGAUUAUGACUCUUACUUGGCUGAGACAAGUAAACCGGUAACCAAAGUGAAGCUCUUAAAAUAUGCAAGUGAUUUAAAAGCACAAGCCGACAAGUUGCCCCCUGGAGACUUAAGAGACUCCCUGGAAUGGAAUGUAAAUGAGAUGAAAGACAUUCACUUUACCAGGGUCCUGCCUUUGGAACCGGAACUGAGAGAACUACACGAUAGCAUUCAGAAGCUUCAACAAAAAGCCAGUGGAUUGAAGGUGAAAGUGACCAAUAUUGUUGACUCUUUGGAUUCUAAUCAGAAAUUCAUCACCUACAAUCUUCCAGCUAUUAUUAUUCGAGAAAGUGAGGAGUACGCAGAUAUAAUCGUUGCAUAUUUUGAACAUUAUCUGAGCUGGGCCAAGAUGUCUGUCACGAAGGAAGUCGCAGCCUGCAAACCUGUGGCCACUGCUUUAGAUUCUGCAGUUGAUGUCUUUCUGUGCAAGUUCAUUACCAAACCCAUGAAUUUGUUUUGGUUUGGCAUAGGAAAAGCUACCAUACUGCUACUUCCGGCUAUAAUUAUUGCUGUGAAGCUGGCCAAGUUCUAUCGGAGGAUGGACUCGGAGGAUAUCUACGAAGAUGCUGAAAAUAUGCCCAUGAAAAAUAUGCACAAGUCAGCCUCUGAGCCUCUCUGAGCAAAGCCGGUGAACAGGUCAACUGCACAGUUCUCGGUCUGCAGCGUCUCCAAGUAUUGGAAGAGAAGCCGCCCCUUUAGGAGUUUACAGAUUCGGUGGUAGCGUCUGGAGCAUGCCCUCAUGGGCCCAGGGGGCAAAGUGUGCCCCUGCUUUCCACCUUUCGAAGUGGGGCUCUCACCAUCUGAGCCUUCCCUAAGAGUUUCAAUGUGUAACACAUUCAUUCAUUUUCAGUUUAGUCUUUGAAACCAGACAGGAAUUUUGUCACAUUUCAUUGCACAGGAAGUUAGAUUUGUAGUUGAAGGAAGUUCAGCAAAUA